Messenger RNA from Amphibalanus amphitrite, 2922 nucleotides. RefSeq names its product VPS9 domain-containing protein 1-like. The record is from RefSeq and is a predicted model, not a curated record. Lineage: Eukaryota; Metazoa; Arthropoda; Thecostraca; Balanomorpha; Balanidae. Gene Ontology annotation, biological process: vesicle-mediated transport. Gene Ontology annotation, molecular function: guanyl-nucleotide exchange factor activity; small GTPase binding. The transcript has 8 exons. Gene Ontology annotation, cellular component: cytosol; endocytic vesicle. Bases 170 to 2128 code for a protein of 652 amino acids.
AUGGUUACAGUUUUGGCGCAAGCGUUACAAACACUUGCAGACUCUCUUGUUCUAUAGAUGGCCUUGCUCUUGUUUAUCAAAUUUCAUAGGCACGAAGGGUCUGUCUCCCGAUUUAUUUUAGGGAAAUAAUAGGGAAAAUCGCCCAUCUGCACAAAUAAGCUGGUUCAGGAUGGAUUUCGAAAGCAAUAGGAAAAAGAGCGUUAUGAGCAUGAUUGGCUCAGCAACAGAUUUGGAAGCGAACAACCUUGAAUUGGAGGCCUACCAGGCCUACCUGGCCAGUGUGCAGGCUGUCUGCUCACUGCUGGCCAGCGGUCUGUCCCUGGACACAGACCGCUCACAGAUGAUCUCAUUGGCCAAGCAAUGCCUGGAGCGGAUACAGCACAUCUCUGACCGUUUUGGUCGCAAGAAGCUGCCACCUGAUCCAGACUCUCCGGUGUCGGGCGCGGCGGCAGCGAUGACUGAGCGGCUGCGGCGGCUGCGGGGCGGACCGGCCGUCGGUCCGUUCGACCCGUCCGACUCGGCCUGGAGCACGUACCGUAACGCGUCCAUCUGCGAGCCCGGUGAGGUCUCCGAGCCGAGCGCGCCGCCGGCCGACUCGCCGUCCGACUCGAUCGAGGACAACCUGCUGGUGGAGCUCGAGUCGGACUCUGAGAACGCCUCCGGCAGACGCGACUCGGAGCAGCCCUCUUCGAUCGAGGACAACGCCGCCGCGGAUGAGACCCCGAUACCGGCACCGCGCUCAGAGACACAGUGGGGGACGCAGCCGGCGGCCAAACCGUCCAACGAUCAGAACGGGAGGCCAGCAGUGCGCAGGGGCAGCGACGAAGAGCCAUUCGUGUACGGUACCGAGAUCCACCGCAGUCGGGUACCGAUCCCCAAACCGAGCGACGACCUGGAUCCGUACCAAGAGCUGUCGCCGCUGGACCUGGCUCGGAAGGAGAAUGAACGCCUGGUGGCCAGCUAUGCGCUCAGGAUGCAGCGCAGUCCCAAACACGUCCAGCACAACCUCAGCCUGGAGCUGCAGCGCCGACUCACUGAGAAUCGGCAGCUGGCCGCCGUCAAACACCAGGCGUGGAUGCAGCGGCGGCUCGAGUCCCGAGAGCACUUCCUGCGGCUUGCCAAACGUGUGCUGCCGGAGGAGCCGCCCGGCGGCCACCCCAGCCCCGAGUACCUGCAGAAGCAGGCCACGCUCGCCGACAUCCUGCAGUUCGAGCAGAGCCACCCGUGGACGCGCCAGCUGCGUGACAGUCUGGACGCCGAGCCCGACAGCAGCGGCGUCGUCGAGAACGCGCUGCUGCACAUGCUGCUGGAGAAGUCGCACCCGCUCUCCAAGCUGCGCCAGCGGCUGCAGUACUCGCUGUACUGCAAACUGAACCCGCUGGUGGAGCAGCACGCCCACCUGCUGGACGCCGUCCGGGUGCCCGCCUGGAGCCCGGAGCCGGCGCCGGUGGACGGGGGGCAGAGGGCCGGGCUGUGGCCGAGCCUGUUGGAAGAGGACGGGGAGGGAGAGAGCGGCGGCGCGGAGGGAGCGGUAGGCCCGGAGGACGCCGUGGAUAGACAAGAGCGCGAGCAGCAGGACGAGGCGUUCAGGAGGCACCUGAGAAACGUCAUAUCCGACACCCAGGACAGUGAGCGGCUGCUGGUGUCGCUGGCCGGCGCCGUGCACCCGGCGCUGUCCGGCGCCCACAGCCGCCCGGUCGUACAGCGCGUGCUGUUCACGCCGCUCUGGCCGCACCUGCUCGUGCUGUUCCGGCUGGCCAACCGGCGCCAGGAGCGGCAGCUGGCCGAGGCGCUGACGCGUCUGGCGGCCGGCGGCGGCCAGCCGGUGCCGGCGCGGCCGCACCGUCUGCUGCUGCGCCGCCUGCUGCUGGCCACCAGUCCGGCGGACAAGUGCCGGCUGCUGGUGGAGCUGGCGCGCGCGCUGUGCGACACGGCCGACGGGCCGGCCGGCGCCGACGUGCUGCUGCCGCGGCUGACGGCGCUGGUGGUGCACUCGGCCGCGCCGCAGCUGCUCUCCGAGCUGCAGUUCAUCUCCGAGUUCAUGUCGGACGGCAGCUUCCAGGGCGAACAGGGCUACUGCCUCACCUCGCUGCAGACGGCGCUGCUCUACCUGAUUCAGCAACAGUGAACCCAGACCGUCUCCGCUCUGUUAGAGACGAGAUCAUGAAUUCGGAAGCUGCAUUUGAUUGACCACCGUGGUUUUGCAAGCUCAACAAGUUAUUCCGGCUUCGUUGAUUAUUUCGCAAAGAUUGAUACACGAUUGGCUUUGUGAAUGGCACAGGAAUGACGGUGUCAGACGCUGCUUUACUAGUGCAAGCAAAUCUAGCCAGCCUUGUGCCGUUGAAACACGCUUAUCACUUGAAUGAUCUGAUAUGCCGGCCUACGAUCAUGCUUAGCUCACCCUGAUUUAUAACACAGCUGCCUAUUUAAGACGUCCCCUGAUAACUGCCCCAGCUCUCAGAGCGAUUUACAUUCCUCUUGCUGUGUGUUGCGGCUGAUCGUCGUGCAUUGAAUGCGAAGUUAUUGUUAUUUAUUGGGCGUAUUUCGCCAAGAACACGACAGUAUUGGCUAUAACUGCCACGUGAAGUGAUGUGCAUCGUUGCUGAUAUUUGGCCGACUCCGGCUAAGUUUAGCCCUGUCGAGUUUGGCGGGGGACCGUGCGAAGGAGUGCUUUAGGAUGGAUCGGCGAAUAGGCUAUUUGUUCAUACACCAACGGAUGCAUGGAACACGCGACUGCGCUCUAAUGUCAGCGUGUUGGCUUGCCUGCCAGUUUAUAGACGUGUAUGGUACGCACAGGUCUUUCCUUGUCGGGUGAUUAUGCAUUAUGCAAGCCGUGCCUUUUCGAUGUGCCGCGAGGUGGUUUAUCACGCUCACACUGCUUAUUCCUAACGGAAUGAAUAAAAAUGCUCAAUGAUUUUCUCA